This is a messenger RNA of Mercurialis annua (annual mercury), 2677 nucleotides long. RefSeq lists its product as uncharacterized. Gene Ontology annotation, cellular component: nucleus. Gene Ontology annotation, biological process: regulation of DNA-templated transcription. The transcript has 12 exons. The coding region runs from base 284 to 2455 and encodes 723 amino acids. Lineage: Eukaryota; Viridiplantae; Streptophyta; Magnoliopsida; Malpighiales; Euphorbiaceae. The record is from RefSeq and is a predicted model, not a curated record.
CCUAAAAUUUGUACUGGCGCUCAUCCAUAAAAAUUCCAAAAACCCCCAAAAUCAAACGAAUUUAUCUAAAUUCCCCCCAAAAUUUUUCACUUUUGUUUCCUCAAAUCUCUCCCGCCAAACAGUGAGAGAGGGAAAAGCAAAAUUUUAAAAAAUUCAACUCCGAAUCCCCAAAACCCACACUCUCUUUCUCCAAAUAUCUCUCGCUCAUUUCUUGCUUGACAUAUCCCGAACAAUUUUUUGUUUUGUUUUGGUUUUGAAACAGUUCUGGAAAAAGAAAGCAGUUAUGGCGGUUACUUCCACAGAUCAAGAAUUGGAAGGCGAAGUUAUUGAGGUGGAGAAGGAUAAUAAGAAGAGUCGGUCAAAGUGCCCUGGUGUUCGUGUUCUUCAUGGCAGAAUUUAUGAUUCUGAUAACGGCAAGACUUGUCACCAAUGCCGGCAAAAAACAAGGGAUUUUACAGCCGAGUGCAAGAAUAUGAAAGGUGUUAACCGGUGCACCAUUAAAUAUUGCCAUAAAUGCCUAUUGAACAGAUACGGAGAGAAAGCUGAAGAGGUAGCUCUAUUGGAUAACUGGACAUGUCCUAAAUGUAAGGAAGUUUGCAAUUGCAGCUUCUGCAGGAAGAAAAGAGGUCAUAAACCAACAGGUAUACUUGUGCGCACGGCCAAGGUAAAUGGGUUUUCAUCCGUCUCAGAAAUGUUGCAGAUUAAAGGUCCUGAGAAUUUUGGUUAUGAUCGGACUGUAAAAGCUUAUGACGCUUCAUCAGAUAAAUUGGCUCAUGUAGAGGAGGAAUUAGUUGCUUCACCAAGGAAAUCAGGGAAAGAAAAUUUUACAAAUGAUCUACAUAGUAAGGACGAGGGCAAUAGUGAAAGGAAGGAUAGUAAUGUAAGUUUAGGGGUGAGUAUUAAAAAAAAGUCUAGACUUGCUGUUGAUGAGAAAAUUUCUACUAAAAAGGCAAAAGUAAAUGGAAAAAAUGAAGGUUCUUUGGUGGAUGAAAGUGAAAAUAAGACAGAUUCUAAUAGCAUGUUGAAGCAAGAAGCAAGCAAAAAUGAGAAGAAACAUUCACAAGAUGUUCUUAAGAAAGAAGCAAUAAAGAAUGCAGAGGCUGAGUGUGAGAAGGUGAAGACUGAGACAUCAAUGUCAAAGGGUGUUAUUUUUGGUCUGGCUGCAAGUGAAAAGAGGCAUGCAGUAAACAAAAGCAUGAUUAAGACACAGUCUGAAAAAAUUCCAAAGAAAGAGAUGACGAAAUUUGAGAAGUUUGUAGAUGUUAAUGCAGUGGAAAAGAAGUCUAAGAAACAGUCUCAAGAUGUUUCUAAGAAAGAAACAAUAAAGAAUGUUAAGGAUGAAAGUAAGAAAGAGGAGACACAAAUGUCAAGGGAUAUUGCUGAUCCGACUGUCAAUGAAACGAGGGAUGAUGUGGAUUGCAAAAUUAACAAUAAGAUUAUAGAUCUUCAGAUCAAACACAUUGAAGAGACUGUUCCAUUGCCUUCAGGUACUUGCUUGACUGCUGUAGCAGGAAUUGAGUUACCUCAUGAAGAUGCAGGCCAUGCCCUACAAUUUGUUGAGUUUUGUGCUGCUUUUGGUGAGGUUUUUGAUAUAAAAAAAGGGCAAGUUGAAGCUGUCAUUCGAGAAAUACUAUUUGGCCGAAGAGGGCGCCGAUCACAGAGCUCAUUACUAGUACAGUUUCAUAUCAAAUUAUCCUCCCUGAUACUAGAGGAUAUGGGAGAAGAGUCUCCGGUAGUAACUUCAUCAAAUGGUCAACAUUUAUGGCUAAAAGCUCUUGAUAGAUGUGUCUCUAACAGUAAAUUCAUGUCAAAGGAAUUCCCUUCUGAUUGCUUUGAUGGGGGCAAUGAAAGAUAUGAUAUGUUGAGCACCUCACAAAAGCUUAAAUUGUUGAACUUUUUAUGCGAUGAAGCUCUUAAUACCAAUGAUUUGAGGAGUUGGAUUGAUGGUCAACAUUCUAAAUUUGUUGAAAAUGAGAAGGAAGCAAAAGAAAAGGUUCUUGCUGCAAAAAAUAAGGAGAAAAGUUUGAAACAAAAAGUGCAGGAUGAGGUGGCUAAAGCCAUUAUUGCCAAAAAUGGUGCUCCCUUCUCUAUUUCUGAGCAUGAUGCUAUAGUUUCACAAAUAAAGAAAGAAGCUGCUCAAGCUCAUGCAGAAAUGCUUGCAGCCAUGGGAAUGGUACCCCAAAAGAGAAAAAGAUCCGAUGCUGUUAGAACAGAUCCUAUUUUUCAGGAUGCCAAUGGUCAUGUCUUCUGGAGACUAAAAGGCUAUAGUGGCGAACCAGAUAUCUUGCUCCAAGAUAUAGGAAACUGGGAUUUGAUUGAUCCUGAGGAGAAAUGGUUUGUUUAUAAUUCUGAACAGAAGCAAGGGGUUGAGAAAUACAUAUCCUCUUUAAGGACUAAAAAGAUUAGGGCUCAAAAAGUUGGUGAAAUCCCUUCAUUUGGACCUUGUUUCAUGUAAUCCCACUCCAAUUUGAAUGGAUUUUCUGCUAGUUUAUGUUACACUUGUUUACGUUGUGGGUCUAUAUGAUCCUGUAAAGCACCUAAAGCUUGUCAUUCCUUGAUGGGAUGUACAGACUAUAUUUAGUGCAUUAUUUUUGAAAAAAAAAAAGACUGUAAUAUCAAAAGCAAAUUACUUACAGUCAAGUUUGAAUGUGUUGCAAAGAGAAACAGUGUUAUUUCA